CAAGUAUUUGUAUUUUUCCCUGAGAGUGAAAGUGGAAACCCCACAAGUGAAACAUUUGUCAUAGCAUUUGAAUUGAGAGUCUCUCGACAACCUCCCAAGUUCACAAGUUUUUUUCUCGAGAAAGUUCGUCCAAACCCCAUUGAUAAGAACAAAAAUUGCACACCGGAUUUGCCGCGCUAGAAAAUAGAUGAAGAUAAUUCUCUUAAUAUUUGCCGUGCUAGAAAAAGCAACCUAGAUUUCAUUUCAAGUACUUCGGAGUGAGUUCUAUGAAGAUGAAGUUGGCAUUGCUCUCUGUUUGUGGUGGGUGAAUGGCUGAAUGCAAACCUUGCUCUCUUACUUGAGAAAGAAUCCCACGGCUAUGCUCAGUAAAAUUCUGAGAUGGCUGAAGAAACUAAAGGUAUGGAGAAUUGUAUCUCUUGCUUCAUCUAUUGUUGGACUGCUCUGUUAUGCUCUCAGUUCCUCUUUCAAAUAUUUGCUGGGAAACUGGAGCUGGUGGAAGAUGCUUCUUUAUAUUGUUUUCAGUUUCAUCAUUUGUUUAGCCGUCUUGUUCACACCCGCAAGGUCAAGUUCCAUCUCUUUCCGGCUGGAAUCUCAUUUGGCAUUUCUGGUUCUUAUAAUAACGUCUGUUUGUUCCUUUUUGUUUGAUAACAUGGUGAAGGGUAAACCAGAUGCAUACAGCCUCAUCUCUUGGGCUGCUUUUGCAACCAUGUCCCUUGGCUUGUCAAAUCUCACUCAAUUUGGAUUCCAGAUCGAUCUGCUAUAUUUCUUCUGUGGAGGUCUAACCGUACAACUCAUGAAGAUGAAAUUGUGGUUAGUCACUGUUGGAGGGUGUUUCAGUUAUUCCCUCCUCCAGCUUCGUCACUAUCCGAGCCACACAGACCGGGAGAAUCUUCGGUUCCAGGACCAAAAUCAAGUAAUCAUUCAAGUUAAUGAUUCAGGGAUUGUUAGUAGUAGCAGUCAUGAAGAAGCUAAUGCUGUUGAUAGUACUUUGGGCACCUCACUAGAAGAUGAGGAUCUUAGAUUCCAAGACCAUCUACUCACUCAAAGCAAUUCUCCUUCACAAGAUGGAAGCGUUGAUGAUGGUCUUAUCAUCGAACAACAACUCAUAAAUUGUAUAAAGGAGCUUGAGAAGGAGAAUGAGAUGCUUGUGCCCAUGGUUAGUAGUCACGUGGACAAAUACCUUAAAGCCGUGUUUGACUCCAAAGAAGUAGCGGAUGAUCCGGACAUCAACUUGGUGAUGAAUUCACUUCCAUCAGAAAUUAUGAGGCGCCUUAAGGAAACCGUGAAGCUGAUGAUGAAUGUCAGUUUCAUGGAGGAAUGCAACGACAUUUACAGCAAAUGGCGUAGGGAGUUUCUAGAUGAGUGUCUGCGGGCACUUGGAUUGCAAUUUCAAACGCCCAACAAUGAGGGCGUUGAGAAUUGGUUAAAAACGUGCAAGGCAGCUGCGAAGAUUUUGUUUCCCAAUGAAAGGAGUAUCUGCGAUUACUUCUUUUCAGAGUUCUCUGUCAUUGCGGAUGUGUCCUUCCAAAAGGUUUGUAAGGAACUGACGACUGGUCUACUGAGUUUUGCCGAUACCACCAUAACAACUGAGAGCCAUUUGCCGAAUCUUUUGUCCAACAUCGUCCCUAAAAUGUUGGAGUCAUUGGACGAGCUGAUAGGGGAAAUCUCAACGAUGAUGUUGUUUCCCAAAUUCUUGUGCGUACCUGAUCUUGAAGACUUUCGGAAAAAGUUGUAUAUUUUAUGCAGUUUGAGGAAUAUUAUUUACACUAAUGAUGUGGAGGCACCUGUUACCGACGGAGGGCUUCAUCUGAUUACUAAGAGAGCAAUGAACUACAUCCUUGAUAAUUCUGACAACAUCGGAAAUUCUUCAUUUUGGGUGGUGAUAGGAAGGAUGAUUGAGUUGUUGGGUAGCGAGUUGGAAGUGAAGUCUAAAGACUACUACACUGACCCCGCAUUAGGCUAUAUUUUUAUGAUCAAUAACCUCAGCUACAUAGAACAAAAGACGCGUGAUUUAAAAUUGGACGAUGAUUGGUUUCGACAAAACACAGCAAAAGUGGAACAAAAGUGCAACCUGUAUCUAAGAAGUUCGUGGAGUAAGAUGGUGGAAUUUUUGAAGGUUGAGACAAAUGAGUCGGCGGAAGCUGAUGUAGCAGGGGAGUUAAUGAAAGAAAAGCUUCAUUUGUUCAAUCUGCACUUUGAGGAGACAUGCACAAUGCAAUCUACGUGGACUGUCUGUGAUAAACAACUGAGGGAACGAAUAGUAAAAUUCAUAGAAGAGUUCUUGUUGCCUGAAUAUGGAAAAUUUUCUGACAGGUUUCAUGUUGUUUUUGGUAAUCAAGCUUACGAGUAUAUUAAGUUUGGAUUUCUGGACAUUCAAAAUUGUCUCAGCCAUUUGUUUCUUCUAGACGAGGAGAUGAAUGUGGAAUACAAGAAGAAUGUAUGAAGUUUGAAAUAAUUUAGAAUAAAAAAUUUCAUUGUCACAAGUACACUGUUAUAAAAUGCGUUUUUAGUUA
Molecule: messenger RNA, 2513 nt
Organism: Vigna unguiculata (cowpea)
Lineage: Eukaryota; Viridiplantae; Streptophyta; Magnoliopsida; Fabales; Fabaceae
Biological process (GO): exocytosis
Cellular component (GO): exocyst
Molecular function (GO): phosphatidylinositol-4,5-bisphosphate binding
Source: RefSeq, a predicted model, not a curated record